Acipenser ruthenus (sterlet) is the source of this 3760-nucleotide messenger RNA. Its product is annotated as sarcoplasmic/endoplasmic reticulum calcium ATPase 1-like. Lineage: Eukaryota; Metazoa; Chordata; Actinopteri; Acipenseriformes; Acipenseridae. The transcript is spliced from 22 exons. Gene Ontology annotation, molecular function: ATP binding; ATP hydrolysis activity; P-type calcium transporter activity. The record is from RefSeq and is a predicted model, not a curated record. Gene Ontology annotation, cellular component: membrane. Gene Ontology annotation, biological process: intracellular calcium ion homeostasis; calcium ion transmembrane transport. Bases 521 to 3499 code for a protein of 992 amino acids.
CGAGCACAGCAACUAUCUAGCUUCCGUAACAGACAUGCAAACAACACCGACUGUCGAGAGAAACCAGUGUUACCAGCACAGGCGUGUCCUGAAUUAAUAAAUGCCAUGUUAUACAUGCGCAUUGACAAUAGUGAGGCUUUGGCACGGACAAGUAAGAACAGCCGCACGCAGGAGUUCCUGCUUUAGAACUAUACAAAUCGCAGGUAACACGAGCCAAUAGGAAAAUAAGGGCAGUGCUAAAAAAAAAAAAAAAGGGGCGGACCCUCGUGCCAAACAUACCUUCUGAUUAAGUAGAGCGAAGGAUCUUAUCGGCUGAGGAAGACGAUACCAACCUCCACAGGGCGCAAGGAUUUCGGAGGCUGAUUUUGAAGCUGGUGGCUUUUUGGGGCAGGUGGCAUUGUUCAUUGUUACACGCAGUACCCAGCGCUGGACUGUUGCGAUAUAGGGUGCAGAUAGAGAGAGGGGAGAAGUGUGCUGGGGUUUUAAUCAAUUCAAGUAAUACCAGCCUUUCUUUGCGGAGAUGGAGAACGCACACAUUAAAUCGGUAUCUGAAGUUCUAAGUAAUUUCGGGGUAAAUGAAAAUACUGGACUGACAACAGAGCAAGUGAAAAGGAAUUUUGAAAAAUUUGGGCCAAACGAGCUGCCGGCAGAAAAAGGCAAGUCGCUAUGGGAGCUGGUGUUUGAGCAGUUUGAGGAUCUUCUGGUGCGGAUUCUUCUCCUGGCAGCCUGUGUCUCGUUCGUCUUAGCCUUGUUUGAAGGAGGAGAGGAGAGCACAAUGACUGCCUUUGUGGAACCCAUUGUCAUUCUCAUGAUCCUUGUAGCCAAUGCUAUCAUUGGGGUGUGGCAGGAGAGGAACGCGGAGAGCGCCAUCGAGGCUCUGAAGGAGUAUGAGCCGGAGAUGGGGAAGGUGUUCCGGAUGGACAGGAAGGCGGUGCAGAGGAUCAAGGCUCGGGACAUUGUGCCCGGGGACAUCGUGGAGGUGGCAGUUGGUGAUAAGGUCCCAGCUGACAUUAGGAUUACCAGCAUCAAAUCAACAACACUUCGGGUGGACCAGUCCAUUCUCACAGGUGAAUCGGUGUCUGUAAUUAAACACACAGACCCAGUGCCUGACCCCAGAGCUGUCAACCAGGACAAGAAAAACAUGCUUUUCUCAGGCACCAACAUCGCCGCUGGCAGGGCUAUCGGCGUGGUGGUGGCCACUGGGGUAGCCACGGAAAUCGGCAAAAUCCGUAACCAGAUGGCGGCGACGGAGCAGGAGAAGACCCCGCUGCAGCAGAAGCUGGACGAGUUCGGGGAGCAGCUCUCCAAGGUCAUCUCGCUGAUCUGCGUGGCCGUGUGGGUCAUCAACAUCGGACACUUCAACGACCCUGUCCACGGGGGCUCCUGGAUCCGUGGUGCCAUCUACUACUUCAAGAUCGCUGUGGCCCUGGCCGUGGCUGCCAUCCCCGAGGGGCUGCCCGCCGUCAUCACCACCUGCCUGGCCCUGGGCACCCGCAGGAUGGCCAAGAAGAACGCCAUUGUGCGGAGCCUGCCUUCCGUCGAGACGCUGGGCUGCACAUCCGUUAUCUGCUCUGACAAGACCGGCACUCUCACCACCAAUCAGAUGUCGGUGUGCAAGAUGUUUGUCGUGGAUAAAGUCGACGGUUCCAACUGCAGCCUCCAUGAGUUCUCAAUCACUGGAUCCACCUACGCUCCCGAAGGAGAAGUUCUGAGGGGUGAGAAGCAGGUUGAGUGUGGGGAUUAUGACGGCCUGGUAGAGCUGGCUACAAUCUGCGCCUUGUGCAAUGACUCCUCCCUGGACUUCAAUGAGUCCAAGGGGAUCUACGAGAAGGUUGGAGAGGCCACAGAAACAGCGCUCACCACCCUGGUGGAGAAGAUGAACGUGUUCAAGACUGACGUCAAACACCUCAGCAAAGUAGAGAGGGCCGGAGCCUGCAACUCGGUGAUCAAGCAGCUGAUGAAGAAGGAGUUCACACUAGAGUUCUCCCGCGACCGCAAGUCCAUGUCUGCGUACUGCAGUCCCACCAAGCCCGGCUCUGGAAACAAGAUGUUUGUGAAGGGCGCUCCGGAGAGUGUGAUUGAGCGCUGUAACUACGUGCGAGUGGGGACCAACAAGACGGCCCUGACGCCCCCCUUGAGGGAGCACAUCAUGGGGGUGAUCAAGGACUGGGGCAUGGGGAGGGACACACUGCGCUGCCUGGCCCUGGCCACACGGGACAGCCCACCCAAGAAAGAGGAGAUGGACCUGGAGAACUCAGUCAAGUUCUCUGAGUACGAGAACAACAUGACGUUCGUGGGCUGCGUGGGCAUGUUAGAUCCCCCUCGCAAGGAGGUGAUGGGCUCUAUCAGCCUGUGCGGAGAGGCUGGCAUCCGCGUCAUCAUGAUCACCGGGGACAACAAGGGCACUGCCGUGGCAAUCUGCCGGCGGAUCGGGAUCUUCGGAGAGGACGAGGACGUGACCGACAGAGCCUACACGGGCCGCGAGUUCGAUGACCUGGCUCCUGAGGUGCAGAGAGAGGCCUGCAAGAGAGCCCGCUGCUUCGCCCGGGUGGAGCCCGCGCACAAGUCCAAGAUAGUGGAGUACCUGCAGUCCUUCGAUGAGAUCACAGCCAUGACCGGGGAUGGUGUGAACGAUGCUCCAGCCCUGAAGAAGGCAGAGAUCGGCAUUGCCAUGGGCUCUGGCACGGCGGUGGCCAAGUCUGCCUCCGAGAUGGUCCUGUCUGACGAUAACUUCUCCACCAUCGUGGCUGCUGUGGAGGAAGGCAGAGCCAUCUACAACAACAUGAAGCAGUUCAUCAGAUACCUCAUCUCAUCCAACGUGGGGGAGGUGGUGUGCAUCUUCCUGACUGCUAUCCUGGGUCUCCCGGAGGCCCUCAUUCCUGUGCAGCUGCUCUGGGUGAACCUGGUGACAGACGGUCUUCCUGCCACUGCCCUGGGCUUCAACCCCCCAGACCUGGACAUCAUGAACAAGCCCCCCCGCAACCCCAAGGAGCCCCUCAUCAGCGGCUGGCUCUUCUUCCGCUACCUGGCCAUCGGAGGGUAUGUUGGUUUGGGAACAGUUGGCGCAGCUACCUGGUGGUACCUGUAUGAUGCCGAAGGCCCAGAACUUACUUUCUUUCAGCUGAGGCACUUCAUGCAGUGCACUGAGGACAACCCGCUCUUUGCAGGGGUCGAUUGUGAGGUCUUCGAGUCCCGCUACCCCACCACCAUGGCUCUGUCUGUGCUGGUCACCAUCGAGAUGUUCAAUGCCCUGAACAGCUUGUCUGAGAACCAGUCCCUGCUGAGAAUGCCCCCCUGGGUGAACGUGUGGCUGCUGGGAGCCAUUGUGCUGUCCCUGUCCUUGCACUUCCUCAUCCUGCACGUGGAGCCCUUACCUCUGAUAUUCCAGGUGACGCCUCUGAGCGUGUCCCAGUGGAUGGUGGUUUUGAAGAUCUCGAUCCCUGUCAUCCUAUUGGACGAGGGUCUCAAGUACUUGUCCCGUAACUUUCUAGAGGCUUAACCUCCCUCUGUUCUUCUUGUCUGUUUCUCGCAAUGAAAAGGUGACGAGGACAGGAAGUACAUCAAGAGGAGACUGAAACCCUGAACACAACCCCUAUUUAAACUGAAGUCUUGCAUGUUCAACCGCCACUAGCAGCCAGCAGGACUUGCAUGUGUCGGACAAGUGUAUAGGAAGAAUGAGGACCAACUGCAGAAUAUACUGAUGACUUGUAGCUUUUUUCUGUACAUAUUAGUGCAAUAACUGAAUGUAGGCAAGAGGAGG